UUUUUAUAAAAGUUUCAGAUGUGCACAUUACCUUUAACAUUGAUUCUGUGAGUGGGACAACAAUCACCUCAACCGAUGGCCUUCUCAGUGGAACACUUUGGUCUUCUCCUUACUUCGUAUCAGGUAAGGUAGGAAAGACCAUAUCAUUUGACGGAACUGGACAGAUGAUAGAUUUCGGAAAUCAGCGCGCAACCUGCUUGGGAAAUCUUGACAAUUGUGUCAAUGGACACAGCAUGGUAUUUUGGUUUUAUCACAACACACCAACUAUAUCCACAACCUAUUAUUAUUAUAUAUCAUCAGGUGGCCAAAAUAGCGGUCCAACUAGCCAUGGAAUAGCGGUCCGGAUUAAUGCGGAUGACACUCUUGGUUUCUACCAUGCAACAACAGCGAAUAAACAAUGGGACACUACGGUGAACAAUAUUGCUACUAUAGCGUUGCCGGAAGUGAUGCAUUGUGGGUGAUGUGUUAAAUAAAUGAUUACUGAUAUAAGUACCCUAAAUGUGUCACAAUUCUAUGAAUAAAAGUGCAAAAUUUGCCUAAGUGUGUGUACUACUCAUAACAAUGUGAAUAUGAAAUCACAUAUAGCAAGUAAAGCAGUUAAUUGUAAUAAAGGUAGCGUGUAGAUUUGUUUGCAUUGAUAUUUACAUUUGUGAUUAUGUAAAAUGUAAUUAAGCCUCAUAAAGAGGCAUGAAGCUUUUAUGUAUUUUGUAAC
This is a messenger RNA of Owenia fusiformis, 712 nucleotides long. The record is from the annotation of a GenBank genome assembly. NCBI's taxonomy places the organism in Eukaryota, Metazoa, Annelida, Polychaeta, Sabellida, Oweniidae.